This is a messenger RNA of Strongylocentrotus purpuratus (purple sea urchin), 4081 nucleotides long. RefSeq lists its product as uncharacterized. Gene Ontology annotation, cellular component: membrane. The record is from RefSeq and is a predicted model, not a curated record. NCBI's taxonomy places the organism in Eukaryota, Metazoa, Echinodermata, Echinoidea, Camarodonta, Strongylocentrotidae. The coding region runs from base 159 to 2255 and encodes 698 amino acids. The transcript is spliced from 7 exons.
CUCAAGGGUAUUGGGAAGCUUAUUUGUGAUAUUGUGAGCGGAUCUGGUCAGGAAUUCGGCAGGAGUAGUGUUGUGUUGUCUGUUGUCGAGUAAAGACCACUGGGAAUAUUUUCAGCGUAUAGCAAUUUAAUUGAUAUUUUGGAUUCAUAUCAGGAGCCAUGACCAAGACACACGAAGUGCUCUUUUCCUGUAACUUCGACACGGCUUGUGUGAACAGUAUCCAACAGGAGAAGCAGAACGAUGAGAUCGACUUCAAGAUCGGGGUGGGAUGGCAAGGAGAGUGGUCCACAGGUCCAGAGACUGAUCAUACAUUCAAGAAUAGCACUGGCAAAUAUUACUUCAUCGAUGCGAAUGCCAACAACGUACGGAUGGGUGAUCGCGCGGUCAUCCACCUUCUCAACGACCAGCAGCGAUUCCGCGAGGGCCACGCCCAACUGACCCUCUUCUAUCACAUGCUUGACGGCUACGGGCCCAGGAAUCAGAUGGGGACACUCAACGUCUACAUGGACUGCGGAGGGACAAGGAAUGUGACCUGGUCGGUAGACGGCAACCAGGGCUAUAAUUGGAAUGAAGUCGUCAUCGAACUCCAGUGCGAUCAGCAACCCGUACAGGUUUCUAUCGAGGCAGUACGAAAUGGUGUACAGAGUGAUAUUUCCAUAGAUGAUGUCCAACUCAUCGAUAUAUUUGAGGGUGAUCCCCUUCCUCCAGCAACUCACAGCACUUUAUCCAACGUUCCCAGCUCAUCCCGAAGCACACCCCCACCGUCCCGUGGUAUUUCAGGCUCAACUCUUCUGACACGCCCAGGGAUGGGAGGAGGUACAUCAGGGCGUACCAUCAUGCCCGGUGGGUCGGGGAGCAUUACACCACCACCUGUUGGAGGCUCAAAUAAUGGACUUGGUCUGGACAUCAUCGUCCCGAUCGCAGCGGCAGCCCUGGUAGCACUCAUCCUCAUCAUCAUCCUCGUCGUCGUCCUUAUCAUUCACAGGCAGAGGAAAUCAAGCAAAGCUGGCGGAGACACACUUGAACCCCCAUCGCAGCUCUACGAGAACAACAUCUUCGCAGACGCCUCUCCAGAUCGCAAGUACGAGUCGCUUCAACGUCCUCUAUCUAACUCGGAUCGCAUCUACGAGGAACUCAACCACAAGAACUCCACCAUGCAGAUGCGACCGAAGGGCGUUCCUGGAACGCGCAUCCCACUUCAACCCAGCAGGAUGAAUAGCCAGGUACCACCAGCUAUGCGCCGCAGCAUGCCUGAGCUUGGGGACAACUUCUACGAUCGGAUUAACGAUCGCGUCAAUGAGCGGGUUGUCGGUGAACGCGUCCCUGUGGAGUCGAUGACGUUGGAUAACAACACGUCGAGGGUGGACAAUAGUCAUAAUAGUUAUAUUGAUAGAAGUCACACUUACCACCCUGGUGUGCGGGGAAGCUACCCGGAAGACCACCCAUAUUUUACACUCAUGCCCGAUGUGGUGUCUUCGACAGCGUUUCAAGAUGAUCGUAUCUUAUUCACCAUCCCACCACCCCCGUCUUCCACCCCACCCCCACUACCACCACCCCCUCGGGAUUACGACUACGGCCGACCUCUUGCCUCAGGGAUGAUCGAAGAAGAAGAGCUCAACGAAUACCAUGAUGUGCUCGACGUGGACAAGCGACGGCCGUUGUCGAUUAACUCUGAUUUUGAUGAUGAGGAUGGUCUAGGUCGACAUCGUCUAGCGAUGGAUAUGGUGGCUGAUAGGGGUUUUGAGAUGGGGAGUGAUUUGAGACUGAGCAGAGAUACAGAUAUCAGCGGCAGGAUGGAUCUCGACUUUGAUAUGGACGUUGAUAUGCGGAUGUCUGCAGAUGGCGAGGCUGACAUCCAUAACGUGGACACGCUCGAGAUGCCACGUGCGGUGGGUUACGAUCGAGGCCGUGAUCGUCGGAGCCGUGACAUGGAGCUUGAAAGAAACCUCGACCACCCGCAUUCUCAUCCUCAUCCACAUCCCCAUCCUCAAUCUCACCCCCACCCCCACCCUCACCCUCAUCCUCAUCCUCAUCCCAAUGCUCAUCCUCAUCCUCCUCCUCCUAUUCAUCAGCGAUAUGGAGGAAGCCUAGGCAGCAUCGACAGAAGGAGGAACGUCGUCGCUGAUAACGACGUCGAACAAGAACUCAAAGACUAUGAACAUCACCCAUCUCCUUACCACCACAUCGAAGAGGAUCCACAGGGUCACAUACGAAUGGUCAAUCUCAACUAUUCACCGUCAGUCGUUCAUGUAUAACAUAUACAUCGUACAUGUAUGUACAGUUUCAACACAUUCACGUUAUGCCUCAGCUAUUCUUUAUUUCAUUGUUGAAAUAACGAUGUGCUCAUUUUUCGUACCGUACUCUUUCUUUCGAGCUGCCAGUACAAAAAUCUUCUUGUCAACUUUGAAGCAUUUCAUUUGGUUGCUCCAACGAACUUAAGUACUAGCCCACGGAGCCUGCCAUAGAAGAAAGAACGAACUUUUAUAUAGACAAGAAGUUGUUAUUGUAUGCAGCCGUGUUUGGAGGAAGAUGUUCCGUAGUGUGUCUUCACGAAUGAGGUAAUAAGAGACCGCUUAGGAGAUUGGAAAUUAUUGAUAACAUUGUAUAAUACGCAACUACUUUUUUGAUACAUAGAUAUUCAUUGACAUAUUUUCAUUACCUAUAUAAACCUAUCAAAUGAAUUAUGAAAGAAUAUAUUGUAUAGCUAUGGUGAUUGAGUACAAGUUUUCGUAGUAAGCUAAUAUGUUUAUUGUAUUAUUCCUUGAGUUAUGCUUUCAAGUUUCAACUAUGGAGGAGAUGAGUUUCUACCUGACUAUUAUGUACUUUUGUGAACAAUAAGUUAAAGCACAAUACUUGUGUCGCAGUGAUAUCCCUUUUAUCACUAAUAAUCAUUGCGAUGACUUUGGUAUACUAUGGAUUCAGUUACGCGUUUUGAUGAAUUAAACGCAAGAAGACUUGCCCCUAUAUUGUCUUGCCCAACUUACGCCAACUAUGAUUAAUUAUGUCCCGUAAGUUCUCGCUUAUUCUUCCAGAAAAGGGAACAUUAUUUCACAUGAAGUUGCUUGCUUGUUUUUGUGUUGCUCCUAUAGUUUCCUUUACAUUCACGGAACAAUUUCGAUCAAAACCGUACAUCGAAACAAAAUCAAGACGCCAGAUUUAAAAUGAAGGCCGAGUUCAGAAAAAGUUCAAAUAUAUUUGCUCUCUCAUUUCGGUUAUGUGGAGGAACUUUAAAGUAGCAAUGUAACGUCGCAAAGACUUCUCUUAAAAUGUUUUCAUAUCCAUCUUUCGUUUUGUUUUAUUGCUUUUCACAUGCGGUGUUUUUGCUAACCUAAGUCAUUGAAAUACAACGUCUCUAAUUUAUCUUUUCAUAACCUUUUCUGUAUAUGUUCGAGCAAAACUCAAUUUGUAGCUUGUUAUUGGAAAGAGAGAUGUAAAUGUAGACUUAAUUUGUUUCGAUUGUUUUUUUCCAGGAUUAUUUGUCGGAAGUUAUCGGGAACUCCAAAAGCAAAUAAUUUCGAUUCUAUUUUGAGAGAAUCAAACAAUAUGUUAAGCCAGCGAAUGAUUUUACAUUAAAUCAUAUUUUCAUUGUCAUAAAGGAAAUGCGAUAUUUCUUCGUAAUUAUUCAUUGCUGGAAACAUGUCAUAACUCAGCACUCAGUAAUGAUGCAUUUCGCUGUGUGCACAGUGCAUGUUGUAAUGUAAUUUAAUGAAAUAAAUAUACUGGAAGAAGGUACAGAGAAAGCUGCCGCAAAUGGAUAAAGACAAAUAAAGUGUAUAUCAAUUGUUAGCAAGAGCUUUCGAAUUUCAAUUUCACUAGCCUGUAUUAAAGGUAUCAUACACCUACCAACUUGUAGAAGUGGAAUUUCGCAAAUAAUGAAUGAUUCGCAUAAAAAACCAAAGGCGUAGUGUCAUUUUGUAGAUAUUAAGUCAAUGAUUAUACAUCUCAUCAUAUUUUUUGCUUUGUAUUUUGUUUCAUUUUGACUUUGUUUGUGAUAUAUGUUUACAGAUUUGUUUAUAUACUUGGUUUAAGGCAAUUACUAACGUUUUGGGGAGGGGAAACUACUGUGUUGGAAGACGAAUAC